AUGGUAGGGCGGGCCCGGGCGCUGGGGAAGAUCACACGUCUGAACUCUUUUAUGUCAUUUAGACGAAAGAUCUUUGUUGUUGUGUAUUGUGAUUGCGGAAUCGGUAGUGAUGAAGGUCCUCUGAUCUUAUCCGUGGUGGCGGCGGCUGCCAGUCAGUACUACGGAAGCGUGGACUACAGCCAGGGCGGAAGCGACUACCACUUCUCCUGGCGCCACGACGGAGGCCGGAAGUACCAGUGGCAACACGCCAUUCAGUACUGCUCUUCCCUCGGCCACGGCUGGAAUGGAAUCAGUAUCGAGACUCACGAGGAAGAUGGAUUCGUGAGAAACAUCAUCAUUGGAGACCGACUGGAAUAUUGGACAGGAGGUUAUCGCAGCGGUAAACUUCGCUUGGCCUCCAGAGCUCGGUUCGUCGGCCUGAACUGGUCUCACAACGGAGCCACUGGCCACCCGCAACCAGACAACCGCGAGGAGGGGGGCGAGAACUGCCUGGCUGUCCUCAACAACUUCUACGACGACGGCGUCAAGUGGCACGAUGUCGGGUGCCACCACGAGAAGCCCAUCAUCUGUGAACGCCAAGGACGCGUCUACGGGUAAAGGAAGAGGAUCGAACACUUUCCUCUUU
Penaeus monodon (black tiger shrimp) is the source of this 625-nucleotide messenger RNA. RefSeq lists its product as uncharacterized. The record is from RefSeq and is a predicted model, not a curated record. Lineage: Eukaryota; Metazoa; Arthropoda; Malacostraca; Decapoda; Penaeidae.